AUGCAUUCAAAGCUUCUACUUUUAGUUCCCAUUGUACUAGCGGGAGUUGAAUGCCUAUCAACAUACUCUAACACACGUGCACAACAACUAAACAACCCCGGCAAUUGGACGCUAGGCCUUCCAGCAUUUGACUCUCUUCUCCGCAGAGAUGACUCUCCAGAUUCUCAAGUAGACUACUGGGUUUUCACGGUCCGAAUUGGGCAUGGCGAAGACACAGAACUAGAUGAUAUUCGCAAAUACAUCCAAGCAGAAUUGGGAUCGGAUCGCAAGAAAACGAAGGAGAAAUGGGCGCGUAAUGUUACGGGUGGUAUUAUGUGGUUUUAUUUGAAGUGUAGCAAAGGAACUGCAGAGCACAUAGUGAAACAAUGGGAGAAAAGUAUCCAAAAUUUUAGCUCUGUCGAAGCCAGGAUCAAAGAAUUUGAAGCAAGUUUACUCAUAGACCCCACCAUCGAAACGCUAAAAGCAAAGAUGAACGGUGGAGAUAAAGACACCGACACCGACAAUGCAGACCCAAAACUACACAAGAGGUCAUAUCUACUGGAAGUAGACGGACAGCGACCAGAAACUUGCAUGAUUUCUAAGCACCCAAAUGCAGAAGACCCUGCACCAGACUCUCCAUGCACCUACGAAACGAAUUCUUCUCAGGGCCGCGGUGUCAUCGUGUAUGUUAUAGACAGUGGGUUUGAUAUACGCCAUACGGACUUCAAAGACACAAAUUGGGCCAAAGAUGACGAACACAUCUUCAUAGAUGGAGAUGACUCUAUGGAGAGCUUACGAAGCAUGAAACUUGUGCAAACGAGCCGACAGAAAAAUCCCUAUCAUGGCAGUCUAGUACUUAGCAAGCUCUUGGGCGCCAAGAAUGGUAUCGCUAAAUCAGUAACACCAGUCCUUGUAAAGUAUACGUCUGCCAGCGGAAAGCAUUAUCCGGGGUGGUAUGUAGAAUGUCUCGCGGAAGUGCUCCAAAGGAUCGAGAACAAUAUGAAGAAGAGUGAAGGGAGUGGCAUUCCAGGGGCCGGACAGUAUCUAAUUCUUAGUAAUCUUCAACUUCCCUUACCAGUGGGCACUUCGGAAAGAACACAGUUAGAUGAAGUCUUCAAAAAAUUGCGCGCACUAAACAACGUUGUUUACGUUUCCUCUGCGGGAAACGGCAAUCCACCGCCUGGUGGUCAGAGGCGUAGACCGACCCCAUGGAAGGAGCAGUAUCGGCAUGAUCCAAUACUAAAAUCGAUGGUUCCAAUGGGCUAUGGCUAUGACGAUGCUAAUUAUAACUUAAUAAUCGUCGGGGGUACUGACCAUACUGGUAGAAUAAUCUUUCAGACGGCACCAUUUGUCCGUGUCUCCGCUCCCGCAGAAAAUAUUGAGCUUGCUGUGGGCCAGGUAGGUUUUUUUCGAGGAGCGGGAUAUGAAUUGUCUCACGGGACUUCAGUAAGCUCCCCUGCAGUAGCUGGGGUUCUAGCUACCUAUAUUUCCGCAUACGGUGACACGGUGUUAGAAGCAAAAGAUAGACUCUACCGUCUCGCAUAUCCCCGCGCAGACAUUCAAGCGAUGCCCGAAGAUCAAAGGAAACUAUACCCGCCAGUAGUAUUUAAUAGUUUCGGUCGGGACCCAAACGCGGCUAAAGGCAAAGACAACGACUGCGCUGUUAACCAGCGUCGAAUUAUACGGAGAGCUAAUGGAACUGCUACCACUGUUCUCGAAGGCGGAGCCUGCCCGACACCAACCUCAAAAAAUACGAAGCAAGAGCAGCCGCAGGGAAAGUUUAGUCUCGAGCCCAAUGCGACCUUCUGCAAGGUUUGUAUGGAAGCAGGCGGCGAAGUUCCUGUAGGUGGAAUCAUUUGGAUACCUGAGGAUUGUCCCUGUCUGUGA
Orbilia oligospora ATCC 24927 is the source of this 1866-nucleotide messenger RNA. RefSeq lists its product as uncharacterized. The transcript has 7 exons. Gene Ontology annotation, biological process: proteolysis. The coding region runs from base 1 to 1866 and encodes 621 amino acids. NCBI's taxonomy places the organism in Eukaryota, Fungi, Ascomycota, Orbiliomycetes, Orbiliales, Orbiliaceae. The record is from RefSeq and is a predicted model, not a curated record. Gene Ontology annotation, molecular function: serine-type endopeptidase activity.